Messenger RNA from Hemicordylus capensis (graceful crag lizard), 10870 nucleotides. RefSeq names its product matrix remodeling associated 5 (gene MXRA5). The transcript has 7 exons. The record is from RefSeq and is a predicted model, not a curated record. Lineage: Eukaryota; Metazoa; Chordata; Lepidosauria; Squamata; Cordylidae. The coding region runs from base 74 to 8527 and encodes 2817 amino acids. Gene Ontology annotation, molecular function: protein binding.
AGACAAGCAAGUUGGACGCGUGUGACACUACCCGCUCUUUCAGUGUCGAAGCAAGGAUGGACCCUGCAAGCAAAUGCGUCUGACACCCUUGCCAAACAGUAGGUACAGUGAAAUGAAAAAAUCUGAGAAGAUGCUAAAGCAACCAUAUUUGGGGGCACUAUCCGUGGUGCUGAUUCUUUCUCUGGAACUUCCAAAAAUCACACUUGCGUGUCCUCAUCCAUGUGCCUGUUAUGUUCCCACUGAAGUUCACUGCACAUUUCGGUCCUUAGCAGCUGUGCCAACAAGAAUUUCUAAACAUGUGGAACGAAUCAAUUUGGGGUUUAACAGCAUACAGUCUAUAUCUGAAAACUCAUUUGCAGGACUUGCAAAACUAGAGCUGCUCAUGAUCCAUGGAAAUGACAUCCAAAAUAUACCCAAUGGAGCCUUAAAGGAUCUGACAUCAUUACAGGUAUUCAAAAUAAGCUACAACAAGCUGCAAGUUAUAACUGGUCAUACCCUCCAAGGGCUUUUCAGCCUAAUGAGACUGCACAUGGACCACAACCGAAUUGAAUUCAUCCACCCAAAUGCUUUUAAUGGAUUAACUUCCCUCAAACUUCUUCACUUGGAAGGAAACUUGCUCCAGCAACUUCACCCCAACACAUUUUCUACAUUUAUGGUGCUUGAUUACUUCAGACUUUCAACAAUAAAACACCUCUAUUUGUCUGAAAAUGCUAUUGGAACACUGCCUACAGGCAUUUUUCAAAAUAUGCCACUCCUAGAGAAUCUUUAUCUUCAUGGAAACCCCUGGUCCUGCGACUGCAAGUUGAAAUGGCUGCUUGAAUGGAAUGAGAAAUCUCCUGGUGUCCUAAAGUGUAAAAAAGACAAAGCCUAUGAAGAUGGCCAACUUUGCCCUAAAUGCACCUCCCCUAAACAAUUCCAGAAACAAGAUAUUCAGCAUUUGAAAGAUAUUUCCUGCACAAAGCCUAUCAUACAAUCUCCACUAAAACAAAACAUUAGCCUCACAAUGGAGGGGGAGGAGGAAGAUUAUGACAGCUCUGAGCUUCCUUGGGAAGAAUUUCAACUGUCUCCAUGGAAUAUAACUCUGAACAUGACGGAUGAGCAUGGAAACAUAGUGAAUCUGAAUUGUGAAAUCAAGAAGCCAACAAACUCUACCAAAAUUCAGUGGAACCAAAUCUCUCUUCAGGAAAUUGACGUCAAUGCUACCAUUUCACUGGAUCUGGAAUGUUUGAUGAACCGAGACAACUAUGAAAAAUUGUGGAAGCUUAUUGCUUAUUACAGCGAAGUGCCUGUCAAGUUAGAAAGGGAACAUGUGCUGAGCCAGGAACCUAAAAUAAGCUAUCAUUACAGGCAAGGUUCUGAUUAUGAUGCACUUUACUAUACAGGUGUUAAAGGGAGAAUCCUUGCUGAGCCUGCCUGGGUAAUGCAGCCACUGAUACAUAUCCAAUUGAACAGACGCCAGAGCACAGGAAAAAAAGUAGUGCUCUCUUUUUCUACCCACAUUUCUCAAACAUUUCAAAUCCAAGACAAUAGACAGCAGAGAAACAGCUGGGUUAUGAUAGAGCAAGAUCAACACACCAAGGCAGCUCAGAGUGUAGUUGAAGGUUCAGAUGCUCAGCUGAGUUGUAAUGUAAAAGCAUCAGAAAGUCCCUCCAUCAAGUGGGUGCUUCCAGAUGGAACUAAACUGAAAGCUCCAUUAAGAAUGGAUGACAGCAGGUUUUCUGUCCUUAGCAGUGGUCAAUUAAUCAUCAGAUCAGUGACCUAUACUGAUUCCGGCGUGUACCAUUGUAUUGCUCAAGUAAGAGGGGAUGUAGACACAAUGUCCUACAGAGUUCUGGUGCAACCUCCCGUCAUUCAGACAGCUGAAACAAUGAAGGUUGAAAAAAAUGUGGGGGAUCCCAUCCUUUUGCCCUGCAGUGCAGUGGCCACGCCCGAUGCUUACCUAAGCUGGAUUCUUCCCAACAGUCAUGUUCUAAAUGAUUUAUCAAACUCCUCCAGUGGAUAUAUGUUAAACAAUGGCACAUUGUUAAUUCCACGCAGCCAUAUCAGUGACAGUGGGUACUACAGGUGUGUGGCUAUCAACCAACAAGGAUCAGAUCAAUUUGCUGUUAGAGUAACGAUAAAUAAAAUGGUGUCUGACAGAUCCUCAAAAAGAGUGAAAUUAAAAAAGCACCCCAGUUCACGAACCUUUGUAAAAACAAAGGGACAGGCCAUAGAAGAUGGUGAGGGGUCAGGUGCUGAAAAGACUGAUAAUAUCCCAAGCAAAAAAAUCCACCUGAAGGACCGUGAAAUAUCAAUAAAACAAAGGCAUGACAAUGUUUCUCGUUCUCAUGUUAAAAAGAAUAAAAAAGGAAAACGCAAAAUGAAGUUAUGGAAAGGUAUGGAUAUGACUGAGGAGAUCAAUGUUGCAGAGGGCCGCAGAGUAUUUGAAUCCCGAAGGAGAAUAAAUAUGGCAAACAAACAAAUUAAUCCACAGCAUUGGGCCACCAUUUUGGCAAAAGUCCGUGGGAAAAACCUUCUUAGAACAACAACAGCACCAGUCCCUUCUUUAAGGACUACUACAGAGAUGCCAUUUAUGCAUGAAACUACCAGAACUCUUCCUCCUCCUCCUCCUAUCGCCAGUCCCCCAUCAAAGGCUACAAUGGAUUCACCAGUCAGUGCUGAGGAGUCUUCAGCAGAUGUAUCACAUUUGAAAGAAGCAGAGUUGUUCUCCGUCAGAGUUCCUUCCAUUAUCAAUGUCCAGGAUUAUACCCAAGAUAGAACUCCUUCUACAGUAGCAAGCACUGAGCCUAAGCCUGUUAUGGAAAAUGAAUUUUCAAACAGAGCAGAAAGUAUGUACAGUGUGGAAACACCUAUUGUAAGGGAUGCUCAGACAUUUCCAAUUGUACAGUCACAGCCUUGGGAUCACAGUGAUUUGCAGACAGAUUCUCCCCCAACAAUACUGAAACACACAGAUACUUUCACAAGAGGGCCGCCAAAUGAAGAAGUAAUGGGCAGUUUGCCUUUUUUCCAAAGCACGCUAGUAACAGUAAACAAUGGGGAUAGAACAACACUAUCUACUUUCUCCACUAUAGAACAAUUAUAUAAAGCUCCUGUCCCUGCAGAAACCCAUGCCUUUGAAGGUACAGAAACCAAGGAUAUCAUGAAUAUACUAGAUGCUGACACUAUACAUUCCUCUCAUUCUCAAAUCAACUACUCCAUGGAUGCAAUAGUCACCACUACUGUUUUUGCUCCUGCCACUUCGGUUAAAGGUUCUACUCCUUUGGUGAGAGGUAGCAUAGAGCAUCAGGAAGUACAAAUUUCCUCUGACCCAUACAGGGAUUCUGAUGAUGAAAUAUUUGAAAACAUCCAUGCUCAAAAACCAGAAUUCAUUUCUACUGUAGAAAGUAUCACUGAUUCAUUUAAAAAGAAAAACUGGAUGAUGACUGCUGCCACCACUAACAAAUUAACCACAGUGGCCACGAUUACAGCAUAUGAAAGAAAAACUAUCCAGCAUCCCCAAAGAAGACCAUAUGGGAGAAGGAGACUAAGACCAAAUAGGUUCCGAAGACCAAAGCCUGUUUCUCCUACUGCCUUUAGCAUACAAAAGACACCUUCUAUUCAAAACAUAUCUAAAAUAAAAACUGCUAGUCAACAUUUUCAAGGUUCCAUUUUGAAGGAUUAUCAGAAACCUGAUGCUACAACACAAAUUAGAAAUGAAUAUAAACCAUUGGAAGUGAGUUCUUCAUUAACUACAAGUAAUUAUGCUUUACAAAAGUCUACCAAGUUCCAAGAUAUGGAGGCAGUUCCAGUUCUUAGACUUUCUACCUUGCUACCUAAAACCACUGUAACAUUUGCUAAUACUGCUGAUGACCAGAAAGGUCCCAAGACAAUAUCAACACAUAAUGUGCCAACUUCAACUCCUGAUACACAGCUGCUUUUAUCUUACAGCUCAGAACAUAAGCUUACAACACCAACAGACAAUGAAUCCAUCAAAACCACUGAAAGUAAUGCUAUUACAACAAAUUAUGAGGUCACAAGUGCACAUAAAACAAGCAUAAAUCAAGAAGGUUUGACUAGCCCAAUGUCACCUUCUGGCACCAAUUACUCAAUGAUUCCUGAAUUUGAAGGAAAAUAUAUUCCUUUUGGUUCAUUGGCUAAAGAUAACAGAGUCAAUCCAAAAAUAUCUCAGGCUACCACUGUAUCGCAUUUGACCACAGUUGAUAGCACAGUGGGACAUUUUAAGGAACUUCCAACUGUAGAUGAACCACAGACAUUUUCAGAAUCUCAAAUGAUGACUACAAUUGCACCAUCUUCCCAUCAAAGCAAAACUGUGACAUCAUUUCACCAUAGUACAAUGGACUAUCACCUUUUCACACCUUCAGAAAAAAAACAAGUGAUCAGUCCUUGGCAUACUAAAACACACAUACUCACAUCAUCAAGACACACCAAGGAGCAGAUCACUCCAUUACAUGAUGAUCAUGAUCAGACUGCUGUGUAUAGAAAUGAAAAAACCGAUUCCCCAGUUUUGCCCAUUGCAUCUGCACCUUUGGCUACAACUCUUCUCCCAUCAGUAUCUAGCACUCUCAACUCGUCUGUUCAUUCUUCUACAAAAGAAAAUUAUACAUCUGGUCAAUUAGGAUCUCCAGACAUUAAAGGAUCCAAUGUUGAUAGUAUAAGAGCCAAACUCAGCUCAAGACAGAAUGAACUUUCCACUUUCCAUUCAAAUCACAAUAGAAUAAUCACACAACCAAAGCAAGACCAACUAAAAGAACCAUAUGGAGGAAGAACAUACAACAGCCUACUGCUGAACCCAAAUGUUCCUCGCCAGCCAAUUGGAAUUAUACCAAUUUUUAAUCAGCCGCCUGAUUUUGCACAUCCAAAACACAUUUCUGUGAGGGGGACAGUAAAACCUCCAUAUCUUAUGGCACCAGGGCUAUUUCACCAUUUUGUAACUCAUCAGGCCCCACUUCACUAUACUAAUAAACCAGAGAUAACAGCAUAUGCCGCAUACACCACACAGGACAGAAAAACCACUUCUCCUCACAUAGAGACCUUCCCCACUACAACAGCUACUCCAUUAUACAGACCUAAGUUCCAUACUCCAAACAGAUUUAGCAGUCAGGGUGAAACCAGAUACAAUCCUCAUUCAAGGGUUUUUGCCAAUAACUACCUUCCUGACUCCAGAGAGAAGCCUGGAAGGACAGUAAAUCAAGCUGUACCAUAUUUUCCUCAUCCCCGAACACCAUUCCUGUUUAACAGAACCAGGGUAUUUCAACACUUGGGAAGAAACUCUAAACCAGAGGUGCCUAAUCUGCUUGUUCCAGUAAGCACAACUGAGAAGAAAUUUCUCUCUCCAGCUAGGAUUAUAACACAAAGCACUCCGCUAGGGAUUCCAGUACCUCCUGUGCCCUUAAAUACGGCACAACCAGCUGUGACUACCCCUCCUGUAUUCAUAGCUCCAAGCAUUAAAUCUCAGAUGGCUUCAACCAUGCAAUCCUCCAGAAGCACCCACUAUAAUAAUCUAAAUGUGCUAUUUGUGCCUAAAGUAGGAGGAGUUAAAGCCCUUAAUUCCAGCAUAAUGCAGCCUUCAAUAAAUGCCAGGACACAAGGAGAAAGGCCUAAGAUAAUUGCCAAAGGAUCUAACAGUUUAUCCAUCCUUGCUGAGUCAGAUGCUGUUAUCCCAUGUGAUGCCACAGGAGAACCCAAGCCAUUCCUUUCCUGGACAAAAAUCUCCACAGGAGCUCUCAUGACAGCCAAUACAAGGAUACAACGAUUUGAAGUUUUGAAAAAUGGUACACUCAUUAUUCACAAUGCUCAGCUUCAGGACCGUGGACAGUAUUUGUGUACUGCUCAGAAUCUGCAUGGCAUGGAUAAAAUGAUCGUUUUGUUGACAAUUUUAGCCCAGCAGCCCAAAAUGCUAGGUUCUCGUUUCCGAGAUGUGACUGUUUAUUUUGGAGAAAAAGUGACCAUGGAUUGCCAAGCCAAUGGAAUUCCAAGCCCACAUCUUUCUUGGAUUUUUCCUGACAGAAAAAUAUUGCAGACUGUGAGCACUACUGAGGGAAGAGUGAUGUUGUAUGAAAACAGAACCUUAUCUCUCAAGGAUACUAACUUCUCAGACCGGGGGGUUUACAAGUGCAUAGCCAGCAAUGCUGCAGGAGCAGACAGCAUUGUGGUGCGACUUCACAUAGUUGCCUUACCACCUAUUAUCCAGCAGGAAAAACAGGAAAAUAUUUCCCUCAAUGUGGGACAGAACAUUAACAUUCACUGUAGUGCCAAAGCAGCUCCUUUGCCCAGCAUCCGUUGGGUGCUUUUCGAUGGAACCCAGAUCCGAACCUCCCAAUUUGUCCAUGGGAAUCUGUUUGUUUUCCCCAAUGGAACCCUUUACAUCCGCAACGUCUCGCCCAAAGACAGUGGGAGCUAUGAAUGUGUUGCAGCGAAUAUGGUAGGUGCUGCCAGGAGAACUGUAUGGUUGCAUGUCAAGAAACAGUCCACAAAUGCAAAGAUCACUGGGAGCUCUCCCCAGAGAACGGAUGUGACAUAUGGCAGUACCCUACAAUUGGACUGCAGUGCAUCUGGGGACCCUUGGCCACGGAUACUCUGGAGGCUGCCUUCGAAAAGGAUGGUGGAUUCUCUACACAGUUUGGACAGCAGAAUCGAGAUAUUUGGCAAUGGAACUUUGACUGUUCAUUCUGUUACCGAUAAGGAUGCAGGAGAUUAUCUUUGUGUAGCCCGCAAUAAAAUUGGAGAUGACUACGUGGUUCUCAAAGUGAACGUGAUGAUGAAACCUGCAAAAAUUGAACACAAGAAUGAAAAUAACCACAAGGUGAUGUAUGGAGGGGACCUGAAAGUUGACUGCAUAGCCACAGGGCUGCCAAAUCCAGAGAUCUCCUGGGGCCUUCCAGAUGGCAGUAUGGUCAACACCUUCAUGCAAUCAGAUGAUAGUGGACACCGAGCAAAGAGAUAUGUAGUAUUUGACAAUGGAACACUGUACUUCAAUGAAGUAGGACUGAGAGAAGAGGGAGACUACACCUGUUAUGCCGAGAACCAGAUUGGUAAGGAUGAGAUGAAAGUGCGUGUCAAAGUGUUGGCUGAACCUGCCACAAUUAGGAAUAAAACCUACACAACUAUUAACAUCCCAUAUGGGGAAGUGGUGUCUGUAGGAUGUGAAGCAAAAGGGGAGCCCAUACCUAAAGUGACCUGGUUGUCUCCGAGCAACAGACCUAUCCCACUUCUGUCAGAUAAAUAUCAGGUAUACAAAGAUGGGACACUUCUUAUUCAGAAGACCCAAAGAUCUGACAGUGGCAACUAUACUUGUGUAGCCUGGAACAAUGCUGGGGAAGACCGGAAAGUUGUCUGGAUCCGCAUCAAUGUCCAGCCUCCCAAAAUCAAUGGACAUCCCAGCACUAUCACCUCAGUGAGAGAAAUGGCUAUGAGAGACAGUCGGAAGCUAAUUGACUGUAAAGCAGAAGGCAUCCCAUCACCACGAGUUAUGUGGGCUUUCCCAGAAGGAGUGAUCCUACCUGCUCCCUAUUAUGGCAACAGAAUCACUGUUCACCGCAAUGGCACCUUGGACAUCCGUGGUGUGAGACAGACAGAUUCGGUGCAACUGGUGUGCAUUGGUAGGAAUGAAGGGGGUGAGGCCAGGCUGAUUGUGCAGCUUCAAAUCAUGGACCAUGUGGAAAAACCCACCUUCAAAGAUCCUGUCAUGGAAAGGAUCACUGCCACAGCAGGGCACAGCAUCAAUCUGAACUGUUCUGUUCAAGGGAACCCUAAGCCCACCACAGCUUGGAUCCUUCCCAAUGGCACAGAACUGCAGAAAGGCAGCCAUUUGCACCGAUUUUACCACAAGAGGGAUGGGAUUCUGCACAUCAGCGCCCUGUCUGCAGCAGAUGCUGGGACUUACCGUUGCAUCGCCAGGAACCCAGGUGGUUACACAGAGAGGAUGGUCUUCCUCAAAGUGGGGCUUAAGCCAGAAAUCAGCAAUCACUAUAACAACCUUGUGAGCAUUAUCAAUGGGGAAAACCUACAGCUUCACUGCAGCACCCAGGCCAGUCAGAGGGCUCGCAUAACCUGGACUCUGCCCAAUGGAAUGGUGUUAGAUGGACCCCAAGCUCUUGGCCGAUUCUCCCUGUUAGAGAAUGGGUCACUCACUGUGCGUGAGGUAUCUGUAUUUGACAGAGGUACUUACCUGUGCAAGGUAGCGACUGAGUAUGGCUCUUCCCUUAUGAAUGUCCCUGUGAUUGUGAUCGCCUACCCACCACGAAUCACAAGUGAACCAGCUCCUGUCAUUUACAUAAGGCCAGGCAAUACCGUGAAGCUGAACUGUAUGGCCAUUGGGAUUCCUAAAGCAGAAAUAACAUGGGAACUCCCAGACAAAUCACAUCUGACAACAGGAGCUCAGUCCCGUCUGUAUGGAAACAAAUUCCUUCACCCUCAGGGCUCGUUAAUCAUCCAGCAGGCAACACAAAGGGAUGCAGGCUUCUACAAAUGUACUGCUAAAAAUAUACUCGGCAGUGAUUCAAAAGCAACCUACAUACACAUAUUCUGAAGUUCAAACAAAUGCCUUUGAAUACACACAAAUAUCUAGAGUCCCUGCCAAGUGAGCACAGCUAGGAAAAUACAGUUGCUAAAUAAAACCACUUAUACUGAGGGGAGACGAAGAGCAGGGUUGUGCCAAAAAUUUUCUCUCAGAUUCUUACAACACCAAAAUACUGAUCAGGCAGGUAGGCUCAUCUGAAAAGACCUCUGAACCAUCUCUGCAAUGUAACAGGUUUCUCACCAUCUGCCUUAGAAUCUAAGACUAGAGCUGCAACAAAUUUCAAAAUUUGGCAAGAUUUCAAAACAAGUUAGUGAACUUUAAACAUUUCCAGAUGUUGCUUUUGAAUUUGGCUAUGAGGGGCACUUGCGCACGCACACACACACACACACACACACACACACACACACACACACACACAGAGCAUUGAAAGCAUAAUCCAGCCAAAGGUAAGUAGUCUUAUAUCCCACAGAUUUCAAUGGGUGCAUUGAGCACUGAAAUCAACAGGCCAGGCCUUGACAAAUUUUCUUCAGAGCUAGGAGCCAGGCCAAAAAAUUAGGAGCCAAACAAUGGACACUUGACAAAAUUAAGAGACUUCAUGACAGACAUAGUGAAGUGGGAAGGUAAAUGGGUUUCUCUUUAUCCCUUUUACAAGUAACAGGCUUAGAAGAGAAACAGAGGUACCUGGGGCAAACAAAUAUUUUUAUUAAAUGACUCUACGAGGCUAUGCUCAUGAUCUCUGCUGGGAGAGAAGGGGGAGGAGAGGCAGGGUUUCACCUACCUUCCCCCCAGAUGAUCCAUUGCCAGGUCUUCAGUGUGCCACGGCACAUCCAGACAAUCCACACAUUGGCUGAAACUUGUUUUCCCAGUCUCUGGAUAUCCCUCAAUGCACCACACAACAAGUGAGUUGCAUUGGGGGAAUCCCCCAGGAGUUGGGUGCUCUAGGCACCGAACUCUAUGCGUGCUCAGGCUACAAGCAGCCCAGGCACACACACAACCCUGGCGCCAGAGUUAUGGGGACACUCACGCCCUUGAUCUCAGCUAAUGGCCGGGGUACAAAGCAUGGUUAGGCAGGCGGGCAGCACCACAAUCUCUGCAGAACCUGCUGCUGCACUCGAGAAGCCUAAUCCAGGCUGGACUGCCCUAGCCUGGGUUAGGCUGCUAGUGAGAACAGCCUUUGCCUCUGAAUAUUCUAGUCUUGGUGCAAGUUAAAUUUUUAGGCUCCAUAGCUUCAUGGUGCUUCGGAUUUGUCAAGCCUUGCAAUGGAUCUGAAAUGUGCUUAACUUUGGCUGGAUUGUGUUCUUAAGGCCAUUACAUCACAUUACAAUACAUUAAGGCCAUUACAUUGUGUUCAUUAAGGCCAUUAAGGCAUCACAUAUCAGUUCUUUACCUCUCUUAUAUAACAUGUGGAAAAACUCACUCCAUGAUGUGAUGUUAUCAUAAUCUUGGGUUUCCAUCCGUUGCUGCUGAAGGGGGCAUGGGGUGAGUGCUCCUACGUUACAAGAUAAAUGGGUAGAAUUUGAUGCAGAGGUGCCAUUUCAACAGCAGCCCCAUAGGGCACUCAACAUGCAGUUCCAGACUAAGUCUGAUUACUAAAUUUAAGGCAAUAGCAUCAACUUGACAGAUAAGGUUUUUUUACACUUUAUUUUAUCUAAAACCCCUAAAUCCAAUGACAUCCAUAAUCGGUAAUGUUGCAGGGGGCGGGAGAUAAAAGCAAAUCAGAAUACAAAUUUACAUUUUUUUCCCCCAAGUACAUUCAAACUAGGAAUUAUUUGCUGAGCAUUCUCCCUGCUCCAGUUCAUUUUGGUUCUACCUGUGACUGAAAGAACUCUGUCCACUGAUAAUCUAGAUCUAUUCUUUAUGCAAAAAAAGCACCUUAAAACAUACCAAAGUAGUAUUAAAUAUAAGAAAAGAGCUGAUGUAGGAAAAGCUGUUUCUUUUGUUGCUGUUUUCGUUGUUGAACAGAAACCAUUUCCUUAGUUCCCUGCAGUGCUUUGACAUAGCCAAGCCUUUGUAGAAUAUGAUUUCUAACUACUCUCUGUUCAUUUCUCUAUCAGCUCUCCAGGAUCAAUUCUUAGCAAAUAAAAAUAAAUGCUCUGGAUUUAUUCCAGAACACCCUAGCAAUAAUUACUGUAACAAUGCAAAUGCCUCACAGCAAGGGAAUCCCUAGCUGACUGCAGUCAUUCUUUAUUUUAUAUGUGUGUUUUUUUCAACCAGACGAUGAGACUGGGAGAAUGAUAGUGACCUGUGUCUCAGUGUAUAAAUUAUUGGUCUUUACAAGACUCCGAUACUUCUGUGUUUUAUAUAAUAUUAGUAAACUGUAUAUUUUAUAAUAAAAAAAUAUUUUCCACACAA